Messenger RNA from Leptopilina heterotoma, 1832 nucleotides. It is a transcript of the gene Mgat1, whose product is annotated as alpha-1,3-mannosyl-glycoprotein 2-beta-N-acetylglucosaminyltransferase. The transcript is spliced from 10 exons. Gene Ontology annotation, cellular component: Golgi apparatus. Gene Ontology annotation, biological process: protein N-linked glycosylation. Lineage: Eukaryota; Metazoa; Arthropoda; Insecta; Hymenoptera; Figitidae. The coding region runs from base 321 to 1682 and encodes 453 amino acids. The record is from RefSeq and is a predicted model, not a curated record. Gene Ontology annotation, molecular function: alpha-1,3-mannosylglycoprotein 2-beta-N-acetylglucosaminyltransferase activity.
ACACGUUUUUCCACCGUUUGUCUUUCUAUAUAACUAUUUCGUGCUUCAUUUUAUACGUUUUAUACACAACAAAAAUUUUAUUUAAAUGAAAAGUAACAUAAAACAUUGUUAGUUGUAAGACUUGAAUUUUUUUCUCCCAUUUAAUGUUCAGUGUUUAAAAAACAAAUAGUGGUGAAUUGAUGAUAAAAAAACAAACAACAUUUUGAUUGUCGAUCGACAUUUUUUUCUCCUUUUUUUGGUGCUUUCACACACAAUAAACAUACAUAGAUGUUGAGAGAUUUCGAAUAUGACAGAAUGACGAGGUGACGUUUGGUUCUGCCAUGCGAAACAAAUCAAUACCUUUUGUACUCAUUUUACUAAUUGUAUGGAGUAUUGUCAUUUAUUUUCUAUUUCUUGAUCGACCAAUCGGCAAUGAGGUUCGCAAGGAAAAUUUUGUUAAUCAGAUGAUUAAAUUAGAGAGAGCAGUGGAAACUGAAAUUGCUCUUAAUAAUGAAUUACUGACACGACUUAAGGAGCAACGUUUACAUAAAAAACAAGAGGAAGUUAUUGAGGAACAAAAGCAUGUAGAACAGCCAAUACAGGAAGAAAAACAAAAUGACAAUAAAUUUCGACACGGUAUUUCACUUGGUAAAAAGACAUUGAACGAUGGCUCGCCAAUAAUAGCGAUUUUAGUAUUUUCAUGUAAUCGUGUAAGCGUGAAACGUUGUCUCGAUCAAUUAAUUAGUUUGAGACCGAGUGCCGAGCAAUUUCCAAUAAUUGUCUCACAAGAUUGUGACGAUCAGCCAACGGCAAAUGUCAUUAAAAGUUAUAAGGAUCAAUUGCUUCAUAUUAAACAACCGGAUCAAUCGGACAUUGAAAUACCAUUGAGGGAGAAGAAAUUUAAGGGCUAUUUUAAAAUAGCACGACAUUAUGGCUGGGCAUUGAAUCAAGUAUUUAUUGAAUUUGGAUAUCAAACAGCCAUUGUUGUUGAAGAUGAUCUCGAUAUUUCUUCGGACUUUUUUGAAUAUUUCUUGGGCACUUAUCAACUUUUAGUGAAUGAUAAAUCGCUGUGGUGCGUUUCCGCUUGGAAUGAUAAUGGAAAAGAAACAUUAGUCGAUGAGCAAGCGCCUCAUUUACUUUAUAGAACUGACUUUUUCCCUGGUCUCGGUUGGAUGUUGACGCGUGAUCUUUGGCUCGAACUUGGUCCCAAAUGGCCACGAGCUUAUUGGGACGAUUGGAUUCGACAUCCAGAGCAGAGAAAAAAUCGAGCUUGCAUUCGACCUGAAUUGUCGAGGACAAGAACUUUCGGCAAAAUUGGCGUUAGCAAUGGACUUUUCUAUGAGAAACAUCUAAAGUUUAUCAUGCUUAACAAGAAAUUUGUGCCUUUCACGAAAAUGAAUUUAACUUAUUUGCUAAAAGACAAUUAUGACAUCAACUUCGUGAAGGAAGUAUUUCAAUCGAGAGUGGUGAAUAGUUCAGUAUUGAAGAGUGGAAAAAUCAUUCCACCGAGUCCCAUAAGGAUUCGUUAUAAUAAUCCCAUCGAAUAUAAAAUGACGGCGAAAAAACUCGGUCUAAUGGACGACUUUAAGAGCGGAGUACCGAGAACCGGUUAUAGGGGAAUUGUGACAUUUUUCUAUAAUAAAUUACGAGUAUAUUUGGCACCUGGUUACAAAUGGAAUGGCUACGACAUCGCUUGGAGCUAACACAUAAUUCGUCGUUAUGCUCGCGAACUAUAAUUUUAUUUAUUUUCUUCCAUUUGAUUUUUAAAAUCACAUUUUUCUUUCUUUAUUUCUCAACAAAAAAAAAAAAAAAAACAAAAAAAACAAAAAAAAACAAUGCAAAGAGAGAUGUAA